Molecule: messenger RNA, 1174 nt
Organism: Triticum dicoccoides
Lineage: Eukaryota; Viridiplantae; Streptophyta; Magnoliopsida; Poales; Poaceae
Exons: 4
Coding region: 109-1089 (326 amino acids)
Source: RefSeq, a predicted model, not a curated record
CCCAUCGAUGAGACAAAGGCUAUCGGCAGCGUUGAUGACACGGAGGAGGAGACCGAGUGGGUCGAAUCUACUCCCGUAGUAGACACUUUACUGAAGCGUCUCCCUCGGAUGAUCAAAGAUCUGCAGGAAUUCCAUCACGAUGCCACACAGAUCUUGCGGCCGAAUAUGGAGACAUGGGGGAAACGCAGCUGUGUGAAGUCGCAAUACAUUAAGGACACCGGGGACGUGGUUACGAGCCAUGUAGAUCCUGCGAAGCGGAUAAGGGAGCUGCCAUGCAAUAAGGAUGAAGCCGAAGAGCGGGCACAAGCUGCCGAACCUGAGAUUGCGUGCCUCAAUGGUGACUACGAGCGAGCCAUGUACCUCACUCAGGCGGAGUAUGAAGAAGAGCGUGUGCAGCUUGCGGCAGAGGUGGAGUCUCUCCGUGCCAUUGUCGCAGAGUCAGGCGUCUUUCGUUCCGCCAACGAGGAACUGCGGGCCCGUGUCUUGCAGCUGGAGGAGGACGCGAGGAAUAACACUCUUGCCCUCGACGCUCAGGAGAAAAUGAAGGAAAAACUCAGGACAACAGAGGUCCUUCUAACACAAGCCAGAGAAGCUGCUGACUCCAACAACAAGAUGGCUAACAAGUAUGAGCAUGGUUGGUCUCGUGUAUCUGCCGCCUCUACCCUUGUUGCGGAUGCCAUUCUAGGCGACACCCGUAUCUCUGGAGACAAGGAGCUGGAUCGUCUGAACAAGGCUCAUGUGGAGGCAGAGGCUUUGAUGGCCACGGCAAGAGCAACCUGCACUGCUCUGUUCCCGGACACAGAUAUUGGAAGGAAUGCAGCUUCUGUCGCCAACGUCAUGAUUGACGGGCCGUCAGAGUUCCACAAGUGGAAGGUCUCUGCCUCUCGUGAAGGAGCUCGCAUGGCUCUGGCCACUGUUGUUUCUCACUACCCAACUCUCAAGUUGGGCAAGGUGCAGGAGGGCGUUAACCCAGACGAGCCUGAUGUCCAAGCUCUGGGCCGCAAGGUGGAGCAUGCAGCGUGGAAGCUGGCAUCUUACUGCCCUCUGGAGAAUCACAUGGAUGACCUCCCUGCUCAAGAGCAGGAGUAGAUAUAUAUAGGCCUUGCCAUGUUUUAUACAUUUUGCUCACUGUGAGGGGUCGCUAUAUAUGCCUUUGAAUAUUUUGUGACAGUCA